Nicotiana tabacum (common tobacco) is the source of this 1549-nucleotide messenger RNA. The record is from RefSeq and is a predicted model, not a curated record. Lineage: Eukaryota; Viridiplantae; Streptophyta; Magnoliopsida; Solanales; Solanaceae.
UGAUAUUCAGUCGAAUAGAUCCGGGAGGAAAGCUUGUUAUGGGAUUUCGAAAGGCAACGAACAAUGCUGACAUGCAGGAUCCUCAACCGUCUAUCCUUCCCAAUGUCCUUCCCAAUGGCAGUGGCUUUGCAGAAACUUCAUUCACUGGCAUGACCGAAAAUCUUCCGAAUGGAGGCAGGACUAGUGAUGAUUCUGUGAACCGGCAAGUGCCGAUUUCAGAGAAGAAAAAGGCAAGAAACAUAGGGUCCAAAAAUAAGAGGCUUCUUAUGCAUGCUGAUGAUGUUAUGGAACUUAGAAUCACUUGGGAAGAAGCACAAGAAUUGCUACGGCCACCUCCGACUUCCAAGCCUACCGUUGUUGUGAUUGAGGACUAUGAAUUUGAGGAAUAUGAAGAACCACCAGUAUUUGGAAAGAGGACGAUAUUUACUGCCCGAUCUUCUGGGGAUCAGGAGCAAUGGGCUCAAUGUGACAGCUGCUCUAAAUGGCGUAGAUUGCCGGUGCAUGUUCUCCUUCCUGCAAAGUGGACUUGUUCGGACAAUAUUUGGGACUCAAGAAGAUGCUCUUGUGCUGCUCCUGAUGAGAUUAAUCCGAGGGAACUGGAAGCUCUCUUUAGAGUUGGCAAGGAUCUUAAGAGGCGAAAACUUGUAGAAAACAAUGAAGAUUGUGAGCCUUCUGGUCUAGAUGCCUUGGCAACACUUGCUGUUUUAGGAGAUAAUAUUGGUGAUUUGGGAGAGCCUUCAGUUGGAGCCACUACUAAACAUCCUCGGCAUCGCCCUGGUUGCAGUUGCAUUGUUUGCAUUCAGCCUCCAAGUGGAAAAGGCAAGCACCAGCCGACAUGUAAGUGCAAUGUCUGCUUGACUGUGAAACGUCGGUUUAAGACACUCAUGCUACGUAAGAAGAAGAAACAAUCAGAACGAGAAGCGGAGCUUGCACAGGCGAAGGAUCAGGUUCCUCCUAAAGAUGGGUCAGAAACAGACGGGGCAAGUGGAACUGAUCAUUUGCUUCAUAUGAAUCAAUCCGAGAAUGAACACAUGAAUCUUUCAGAGAACGAAAGGGAUACAAACGGGGAUCAGAUGGAGGAGUUUGGAGCCGGAAAAGGACAGUUGGACCUGAACUCCCACCCUAAUCGCGACGAUGACAUGCUAGUCGAGGCCACUGCUGGAAUGACCAUGACAUCCCUUGUUAAUGCUACCAACCUUCCACUGGAGUAUCUAACACAGAACGGGCUCGAGAGCUUGGGAGACUCUUUGCUCUCACAAGCUGCUGGUGAGAGUGAACGAAACCACCCUGAUAAUGGAUUCAUGAAAACUGCAGAUGCUGAACAAGAGAAUAAAGGUGAUGAAGGGUAAAUUCCCUAGAUAUUUUAUUUCUUUUGUUUAUUCAAUUGUUUGAGCUUUUGUUAAGAUAUAUACAUAGUGUUGUUUCACAACCCCAUAGUUGUUGCUCUAUACAUACUCACAGUUGAAGGAGUCUAUUUUGUCCUCCCUUCCUUCACUUUUUGUGGGUUCUCACAUGUACCUUCUAAUGGAAAAGGUGUUUUUGUUAAUCU